AUGCUAGAUUGUUGAUUUUAAAUUAAAAAAAAAAAUGUGCACACCCUGUCCCCGUCACUUUCCCGUGCGAAGGGUCGGUGUUAAUGUACCUGUCCUAAAGUUUUAAUCUUUGACUUUCAAAAUUGAAUCUUGUUCUAAAAAACUAAACUUUGUUUUUCACUCAAAAUAAGCCAUGGCAGUUUCUAGUGAUUCAGUGCUUCAAAAGGUCUUUGCAAAGAGCCCAACUUUUGAUUCGAGCAAAAAGGUUCUAGGAAAAGCAGUGGGUAUAUCUGGUGGGGUAAUUUCUUGCAAUGAAAGGAAGCUGAAAAGUGAAGACAAGAUCGCAGUAAAAGCAUCAGCAGAAGCUGGUUUAAAGGGAUUGAAGAGUUAUGAGGUGAACUUGGAUCUGGGGUUUGAUGUGGUGGCAGAGAGAGAGUUGAGAGAAAAAGGGUUCUUGGGGAUAAGGAAGACAAAGUUAGUGUGUACUAUAGGCCCUGCUUGUUGUUCUUUGGAGGAUUUGGAGAGAUUGGCUAUGGGAGGGAUGAAUGUGGCUAGGCUUAAUAUGUGUCAUAACACAAGAGAGUGGCACCGUGAUGUUAUUAGGAAAAUCAAGAAGUUGAAUGAGGAGAAAGGUUUUUUUGUUUCGGUUAUGAUUGAUACUGAAGGCAGUCUGAUUCAUGUAGUGGAUCAUGGAGCUCCUUCCUCUAUCAAAGCAGAGGAAGGUUCAGUUUGGGUUUUUACAGCUAAAAAAUUCGAGGGUUCUCGUCCAUUCACUGUGCAAGCCAACUACGAACGCUUCUCUGAAGGCAUCAUGGUGGGUGAUGAACUGGUUAUUGAUGGUGGAAUGGCGAAGUUUGAAGUCGUUGAAAGAAUGGGGAAUGAUUUGCGUUGCAAGUGCACGGAUCCUGGUCUAUUCCUUCCUCUAGCCAAGUUAAGCUUCUGGAGGGAUGGGAAGCUUUCCUAUCACGGUCUUCCAACUCUAUCAAUAAAGGAUUGGGCAGAUGUUGAUUUCGGAGUUUCUGAAGGUGUUGAUUUUAUUGCCAUGUCCUUUGUAAAUGAUGCCAAUUCUGUCAAGAAUCUGAAGAAUUAUCUCUCCGCCAAAUCAUCCAAAUUAAUAAGAGUACUGGCAAAGAUUGAGACCUUGGAGUCUCUUCAGAAAUUGGAAGAAAUUGUAGAGGCAUCUGAUGGAAUCAUGGUGGCUCGUGGUGACCUAGGAGUUGAAGUUCCACUUGAACAGAUUCCAACAGUCCAAGAGGAUGUAACUCGUUUAUGUAGGCAGCUGAACAAGCCAGUAAUUAUUGCUUCUCAACUUCUUGAAUCAAUGGUUGAAUGCCCAACUCCAACACGUGCUGAGGUGGCAGAUGUGUCUGAAGCAGUUCGACAGUAUGCAGAUGCACUGAUGCUGUCUGGUGAAUCAGCUAUUGGAUUACAUGGGCAGAAGGCUCUUUCUGUCUUGCAGAUGGUCAGCAGUCGAAUGGAACUAUGGAGUCAUGAGGAAAACCGACAGGGUGCUCUUCAUAACAGUCAGCUGGGCAAUACGUUGUCUGAUUGCAUUGCUGAAGAAAUAUGCAAUUGUGCUGUUCAAAUGGCUAACAACCUUGGUGUAGACGCUAUCUUUGUCUACACAAAGCAUGGUGAAAUGGCAUCACUUUUAUCUCGCAACCGGCCCUACCCUCCCAUAUUUGCGUUUACCAGUGACAAUAAUGCUCGGAUGGCUUUGAAUUUGCAGUGGGGAGUUAUCCCACUUCUUGUUGAUUUAUCAGAUGAUAUGGAAGCCAACAUCUCAAAAACCAUUGAUCUGAUAAGAACAAAGGGGAUGAUAAAAAAGGGAGAUGCUGUUCUGCUGGUCUCAGAUUUAACUCCAACACAUGCAACUUCAACGACUUUCCAAUCAAUCCAGGUGAAGACCAUUGUUUAGGAGAAUUACUCCUUUCUGAAUACUGUUUAGAACAUAAGUGAACACAAAGGCUUUAUUUUGAUCUUUUUUCUGCAAGAAAAAUAUGCUGUCAAGACUGAGUUCGGUAAUCGAAAAUAGACAAUACAAGAAAUCCACCAAGUGGUGUGAACUAUACAUUUAGCAUAUAAAUAGUUUUAUGGAAUUACUUGUUUGAUGGCAG
Messenger RNA from Populus euphratica (Euphrates poplar), 2096 nucleotides. RefSeq names its product pyruvate kinase isozyme A, chloroplastic-like. Gene Ontology annotation, molecular function: magnesium ion binding; potassium ion binding; pyruvate kinase activity. The record is from RefSeq and is a predicted model, not a curated record. Bases 173 to 1897 code for a protein of 574 amino acids. Lineage: Eukaryota; Viridiplantae; Streptophyta; Magnoliopsida; Malpighiales; Salicaceae. Gene Ontology annotation, biological process: glycolytic process. The transcript has 8 exons.